Molecule: messenger RNA, 5133 nt
Organism: Bipolaris maydis ATCC 48331
Lineage: Eukaryota; Fungi; Ascomycota; Dothideomycetes; Pleosporales; Pleosporaceae
Source: RefSeq, a predicted model, not a curated record
AUGAUGCGACGAACCCAACUCACGGCCUCGCCCCCGGCCCAGGCCUCAGACACCCCUCUGCCCGUGUCGCCCACCGUCACCCACUUCUCCUCGAGGAGCCACACGCCCUCGCACCAUACUUCUCAAGCAGACGACCCGCCUGCUGAGGCUCCCCCCCGGUCGCCCUCACCUCGCCCUUCCAAACAACACACGGCGACGACCAUGGGCAGUCGACCUGGCGCGUCCCUCGACGCCGCUAGCAACGACCGCCAUGGCCUCUCCACCCUCCUUCACCAACGGCCCCAGAUGGCCGCUUCCAUGUCUGCUCCCGCCGGCCGCUUGCCUCGACUGCUCCCCGCCGACCUGUCCUCGUACACCGACUCGUACCUGCCCACCGCAGCCAUACCCCCCUCGGCCACUUCGCUCGCUGAACUCGCCCACCUGAUCCGCCUCCAGGGCUACCAGGAGCAGCGCAAGGCCCACUCCAGAGUCCGCCUGCACCGAUGGCUCGUCUCCAGCGCCCUCUCCGCACGUCUGGUACACUGCGGCGAGCUGGCAUACCGCACCCUCGUGGACAACUUUAGGUCCGACGACAAAAAGGCCUUUGCCUCGCUGUACAACGCUCUCAACGACGUCCGCAACUCGUGCGAUGCCACACGCCAGUAUGCCCUGCUGGAGCCAGACCUGGAGUUUGGCAAGUCCAAGACGACCAAGUCGGACAAGUCCCUCUCGGCCUCGACUUUCCUCAACGAUGUUCCCUCGAAGAUCCUGGAUGAUCUUCUAGAUUUCAUUUCUGAAAUUCGCACAAACCCCGAAUUUCUUGCUUCUCGCAUUUCCAGCCUCUCGCAGCAAGAGCUGGCUGCUCUUACCUCUUUCCGCCAGGCCAUGGAUCCUAUUGAUUCAGUCAUGGCCAUCCAGGCCCGCGGUCGAAACCUAGGCUCCCAAAAGGCCCAGCAGCAAGGCGGCAAUCCCAUUGAACGGCUCUUGUCCUUCCAGCGCCACGAUCCACUCUCUGCGCUUGUUUACACCAUUUUUGCAAAUUCAUCCGGGCCGGAUUCUGCAGAGGACCUCCGCCGUACCGACGUUUGGGCCACCGUCUGCGCCAAACUGAUCAAGGAUACCAAGAUUAGCCACAACUUUAUCAGGACCAUUCUCGACGUCUGGGCAGGCAUGCGCGAAUGGCCCGGAAAGGCCAACCUGGAGCUUUACCUCAUGCAAACCCUCCAGGACGGUCAGUUCCUCCUUGAGAAAGCCGAGGAAUCAGGUGUACGGGCUGGAGCACAGCCAGUGCCUCGUAGUACCAAGGACACCAUUGCUGCAGACGAGUUCUUUGACAAAGCUGUUAAGCGCUUGUUUGAAGUCGUCGAUGACGAGCCCAGUGCUGGUGGCAUUCCAGAGGGCGUCUUGGAAAUCGGAAACGCCAUCCUUCGCAAGUUGAACGAGGAGAACGAAAGAGGAGCCCGCAAAGCAUCGCAAAACUUUUUUACGCACGGCAUCAUGAUUGGUCACCACAUCAGUGAACAUGCCCGCCAGAAGAUUCUCAAGGAAAUUGCCAUCAGAGCCCAGAAGCAGGUGCUGGACAUGACAUACAACUGGAAGCAGCAGAUACCCGUCCUUCCGGAAAUCCGCACCCACAUUGAGAGCAUUCUGGCUCGUUUCAAACACACAAAAACACCAUCAAAGCCCAUCUUACUCCCUGCCAAGGCAAUCACCUCGCCCAGGGAAACGGUCGAAGUGCAACCCUUUAUCGUCCUCUCUCCAGCUGAUAUCAUCACACUGGUCAAUGCGCUCUUCCCAGAGCGUCGCCCCUCAUCGAGCCACAUGGACAACGACAGCCAGCGCCGUGCUGGCCUAGCAUCAUCCGCUUCUUCAAUGUCUGGCAUGUCUGUUCCAUUCCGCAAUGCUGCCGCGUCUAUGACCGACGCAAGCUCCAUUCUCAGUGCUAGUGCUUCGUCCAUGACAAGCGAUCAGACUUCACGCGAGCCACUUUUGGACAACAACACGACGCCAGUUGAACAGCAAACUGACACCAAACCAGCCCCGACAGAGCUUUAUGGAAAGCGUCUGCGCAUGGCUUGCUCAGAGAUGACUCGCAUCCUCGGCGCUGAAGCUGCAUCUGGCUCAUGCCAUCCAUGUGCUGAGCGAUGGGCUGUCUUGUACAUCUCCGCCGAUGGCAAGCAGCUCAAGCCACGCAUGCGCAAGGAUUUUGAUGACGAAGAAGAGCAUGACGAUGACUCUCCAGACAGCGACAGCAGCGACGAUGAGGGUACUACGGAUAGAUUCGAUCUCGGCCACGAUUAUCACCAACUUAAGGAGGCGAUUGUCAAGCUCGUCGAAGAUUACGAAAUCCCCAAGACACUGGCUCCGGAUAGCGAGUCAAAGAAUUUCAGCAACCGUAUGACGACACGCAGAAGCGCCCGUGGACGCGGCCCGAUCCGCAACAUUAGCGAGAAUCUCGGAUCUCGCAAUCCAUACAACUCAAACCAGAGCCACAGCCAACUCACAAACAUGAUUGCAAGCCAGAGAAGCGGUUCCUCACGCCGUUCUCCCCAGAUUCCCAGGAGUCACAGCAACCCGCAAGUUGGCGAGAAGCAAGAGAACAGCUCGGUGCUGGUUACCAUGUUGGAGACAGCAAUGUACCAAUGCCAGGCGCGCUCCGAUUUCGUCAAUGCGCACAUGUACUACAAGACUCUCCAAAGUCUCCGAAGACUCAGUUCUCCAUCCCUGGUCAAGAAUGGAUACGCAGCUCUUCUCAACUACUUUUCUCGUGGUCCCAGAGAUUUACUCAGCAAAGCAGCCAAUGCCAUUGAAGAGUUCGAAGCAUGGUUUGUGUGGCUCAAACAGUCUCAGGAAAGGUCCGACAAUAUGGUCGACGAGAUGAUGCUCACGUUCAAGAACCUGAGAGACAAGAUGUGGUACAUUACCGAUGUCCGCACUUCCAAGCCAUAUGAAGACGCCAAAAAUGUGGCCCUUGCCCUCAAGAUCAUGGACCAACAAUCCAAGACGCUCAACGCCAAGGGCCCAUCCGCAUCCCGAUCCCGCAACGCCAACAGCUUCUUGCGACAAAACGAAGCUCAACUGGUCGACCUCAUGGCGGCUUCACAGGAUUUUGGUGGUCCGAACAAGCUCUCAGACGAACAGUCGGAGAUCACCCUAAAGUGGCUCAUGCAGUACGGUGUUGAGAACUUUUGCAAGGGCGAGGAGCGGAUACACCGCUUCUGUCUCGAAGUCGACAAAUGCGUCACCAAGGUCAUUGGUGAGGGUCUAUUAGACGGUCCAGUACUUUGGGCCAGUGAUUUGUACAAACGCGACCAACAGAUCCUUGAGAGCGGACGGCAAAAAGGUGAUCUCUUCCUGACUGGCGUCGGCACCCUCUCUAUCGCUGGUGACGAAGAGUACGAAACCCAUGGCCGGGCUGGGUCGCGCAACAACGACUUUUCUCAGCGCCCAAGUCAUGGCAGUCUGCGUUCGGCCGCCAAUGGCAACCGUCCAUCGAUCUUGGAACAAAACCCCUGGAGCAGGAAUCCUGCCGAGUCGUCUGACUACUUUGGCGCAUCGUCACCAGUCUUGGCUAUCGAUCCAGUGGCUACCUUUUGGUCGCCAUUCCAGACACAAGCACAAUCACCGACAAACGCGACGAGCAUUCGCCCACGAACUGCCUCGUCUUCCAAGGGCACUGUCAUGCUGAAGCAGUCGGCCACAGUCAAUGAGGAUAAGCGCCGCUUCAUGCUUGACUUGAAGCAGACCCUCACUGGCCUUCUGUUGAGCGAUCUCGGAAUGAUGGUGUUCGCCAACGGCAGUGAGACCGAUUCAUGGUUCGGUGGUGAUUUGCUUGACGACUGUAUCGAGCGCCGAGACGAAGAGGAGCGCCGACGCAAGAACAAGCUGGCCAAGAAGAAGAGCACAAAGAACAUCCGAAGGCAGACUGUUGACCAACGAAACUUGCCGUUGGAAGCGCUUGGCCGAACAGAGCGCAGCUCAGCUGCACCUCCUGUUGCAACCUUGCAGCAUGCCGCAGCUGCCGAUGCCCAUCAGUCAGCUGGAGAGCAUUCAUCGACUUCCAGCGAUGCUACCUCACGAUCGUCGGGCAAUGCCACUGCAAAGAAAGCCGGGCUACUCGAGUUCCCAUACAACGUUGCCUUUCAACGACUGCUCAGCAGGUUCCAGACGCACCCCAACCCCUUCUCCAAGUUGCAUGCGUUGUAUGAAUUGGAGCUUCUCAUCAUCGCUUCGUUGUCUUCUCGAACUGGUCGAUCCUACAACAAUAACAAUAACAACAUCCGCCGCGACACACUUCCUCCUGUUCCCCAAUCACCCACUCUUGGCGCUAUGCCAGAACUUAGCUCUCGUGAGCCAGCCACCCAGACUUCGCGCGCACACAACCUGGAAGAGGCAAUUGCAAACUGCGAAGAGCGUCGUUCUCAAAGCAUGAACGUAGAUCGCGUAAGCAAUGCGUCGCCACUACCUCGCAACGGCGCUCGCUCUCCAGUCGGCCCGCCAAGCACAGACAUGAUUGUCGAGGUUAUUCAAGGACUCUUGCGAGACUCCAACAUUCGUCCCAAGACUCUUUUCAGAGACUUGCAGUUUAUCGCAUCCUUUGUACCAGCGCAGAUGCUCGACAAGACUGCGCGUGGUAAAGCAUUCUGGGACGUCGGUCUUGCAGCCCUCGGCCUGAAGCAAGACGUCUGCCGCAUCAUGGUUGAGCUUGUAGAUGAAGUCAUCACCCAGAACUCAAAACGCGAUGCAGGCAAGGCAAACAGCAGCAGUAUGACCGAAAAGGUCGGCGCAUCGUCGUCAGCCCUAGGUGACGAACCAAUGUCCAAGUACACCAUGGAAGAUGCAGGACGCAUGCUUCUCAUCACUGCCAAGGAGGGCGAUUCAGUUGCCGAGCGCGAACUCGCCAUCUUUUACCUCACCUCCCCCGAACUCAUUCACCGCACUGUGCUGCCGCUUACUAAGCCCAGUGAGGUGUUCAAGACUGAGCUUCUGAAUCGCGAGAAACGAGCCUCGCAGGAUCCUGCACGCAGCGAUCCCAUGACCAUGUGCGUUGCGCAACACUGGAUGGAGCAAUCCAUGAAGGGUGGCGACCAGCUUGCUGCCAAGUACCUGCGCCAGCGAAGCGAGCUGGAGAACAUCAACCCAACCAGGGCAUAG